Molecule: messenger RNA, 3402 nt
Organism: Zingiber officinale
Lineage: Eukaryota; Viridiplantae; Streptophyta; Magnoliopsida; Zingiberales; Zingiberaceae
Exons: 7
Coding region: 219-2630 (803 amino acids)
Source: RefSeq, a predicted model, not a curated record
CUUCUUUUCCUCCUCUCCCGUUCCUCUCUUCCCUCUUCCGUAUUCUAGGGAUUGUCUCUUCCUCCUCUUCCGCUCUUCUCUCUCUCUUUCACCUCUUGAAGUGAAGGACCUAAAAAUGGCUUCUUUGACAUGAUUUCACUUCUAUAUAUUGAUCAUCAUGGGGGUCCGUAUGGAGGUCUGAGGAUUGUGUGAUUUGAGCUUUGUUUCUUCGGAUACAAAUGGCCGAUUUCCGGAACAAGGAGUCGGAACGCGAGUUCCGUCGGAGACUGGAGGAGCUGCUCCCCCGCCCCCUCCGCGGCGAUGCUUGUGCAAGCGAGGAGACCGACGAAGCAGCUGGUGCCGGAGGAAGCGAAGGCCUCGAUCAGAGUGCCCGCCGCCGUCGGCGAUCCGACCUCGAGGGUGAUGACCUAGCCGAGUCAUCGGCCGCCGCGCGCCGCCACAAUCGGAUUUUGAGCCAGUGGGCUGCUAGGCAGGCGGAGGAGAUGAUCAUCACCAACAUCGAGAGGAGGAACCGGGAAUCAGAACUGAUGGCGCUCGCGCGCCUCCACGCCGUGUCGAUGCUCGACGCCUCCUUCCUCCGCGAGACGCGGCGGGCGCAGUCCUCGGUCGAGCGCCCCGUGGCUGCCCGGGCGCCCUCCGUUCUCCAGAGGUGGCGCGAGCUCGAGGGCGAGUCGGUGGCCAGGGAGAGGAGAAGACCUGCGCCAUCCCCCAUCUCCACUGAUAAUAAUCAUCACCAUGUCGAGGUUGACAAUGCUGGCGACAGGGUUUCGAGCAGACAGCAGUCUCCUGACAAUGACGGAGUUCGAGAGAGGGAAAGGGAGAGGGAGAGGCGGAUUGUUAAUGGUUGGAUGACCGACAUUGCCAUGGCAGACACUGCUUCACAAAUUUUGCCACGGAGUGGUAGUGGCAGUCCAACGAGCGAAUGGCUCGAUGAGAGGGAGCGUGAGAGGGUAAGGCUGGUGAGGGAGUGGAUGCAGACUCUAAGCCAGCACAGGGACACUUCGGCUAUUAGGAGGGAGGAGUGGGAGAGGGAUUAUUUAGUAACAAACCAUGAAGGUCGUCGAGCCGAACCCACGCGAAGGAACUUGCUGAGUAUCCGAGGAAGGCAGGCUCGCCAUGAUCUGAUCAUGAGGAAUGUCAGGGAGAGGGAAAGUGAGCUUCAGGUCUUGUCAGAACGCCAGCCCGUUUCACAGUUCUCCAAUCGCAAUCAGAUACAGUCUGUGCUCCAAGGUAGCUUCCUGAGAAUAGGUGAUACCAUUGAGGACGGGCAACUUCAUUCAGAUGCUGCUACUGAAAGAAUCCACCUUAGACAACAUCAGACUGUAUCUAGCAUCAGGGAAGAAUUUCACUCUCAAGAUGACCUUACCAUAACACCUGAAUCGCACAGCCAAUCUGUUGAUGGAAACAGAAAUGGAACUACUCUAUCAACUGCAUUGGCUCAAUCAGAUGAGAUACUUGAUCAAUUCCAAGCAAGAAGUAUUCCUGUUGAAAUCCAUCAAACAGCUGAGCUGGAUUCAGAAAUACCAAUGGAGAGUGGCAUGCAAAACAGUGACUUACACUGGACAGAUUCUGUAAUUCAGGAAGAUGAACAGCUACAAGGUGAAACAGAACCCGAGCAAACUGAUCAGCAACAGGCUGUUGAAGUCGAGUUUAGUGCACAGCAAAAUGUCCAUGCUGAUGAACCUGAUAGGGACUGGCAGGAAAAUUUAGACCAAGAGUGGCUUCCUGAGACACCUGAAGAUGAUGGAUCAGGUGAUCAUCUUCUGGAAGCACGUGAGAAUUGGCAUGACAACAAUCCUCAAGUAACUGAAACAAACUGGCAAGAUAGAUCAUCGGACCCUUUUAGCAGUCCACAUUCAUAUCCUGAUAUAACAAAUCGAUUUAUCUCAUCUGAAGAUGAUAGUGUGUACAAUUUGGAACUUCAGGAACUCUUAAGCAGGAGGAGUGUGUCUAAUCUUCUUCACAGUGCAUUUCGUGAAAGUCUAGACCAUUUGGUACAAUCAUAUAUCGAAAGGCAGGGACGUGGACCAUUUCAAUGGGACAUGGAAGGAAUGCCUAACCAUGAGUUACUAGAGCAAGAUCAGAGACACCAAACAGACGUGGUUCAAAGCCAGCAAGAUUCUGUUAGGCAACUGCGUGCUCCACCAGCACCACGGCCACCAACUCCACCUCCACCCCCAUUAUGGCAUGCAGAAGUUCAUCAUAGUUGGAGUCGUCAGAGCAUCCGUCGCUCAGAAGUCGAAUGGGAUAUGAUCAACAGUUUAAGGACUGACAUGGGGAAGCUUCAGCAAGUGAUGGGUCAUAUGCAGAAUAUGCUGGAGACGUGCAUGGACAUGCAGUUAGAGUUGCAGCGUGCAGUUAGGCAAGAGGUUUCAGCAGUUCUAAACCGUUCUGUUGGAGAACAUGGCGAGAACCAGCAGCAUUUAUUACUGGAUGGAAGAAACUGGAAUCACGUCAGAAAGGGGACUUGUUGCGUCUGUUGUGAUAAGCAAAUUGAUUCUCUCAUCUACAGAUGUGGGCACAUGUGCACUUGCAACCGGUGUGCACACGAGUUAGUUCGAGGCAACAGUAAGUGUCCGUUGUGCCGCGCACCCAUUGUUGAGGUGAUUCGAGCCUACUCCAUUGUAUAGGUACGGACAAUUAACUAAAUUGAGAGGAAAGGAAUCUGCCAUUAGUUCUAUUAGCGAGCCCGCCCAUUGUUGAGGUGAUUGGAGCCUACUCCAUUGCAUAGGAACAAUGAAGAUGACAUUAAAAGGAAGGGAGCCAGCCAUAAGUUCUACUAGCGAGAGAUUCUUUGGUGCAUCAGUACUUGUUUAGGCGUAGGUAACUUUUGUGCAUACCCAAGACAUGUCCCAAGUCACGUUGAGUGAACAUGUAAAAUGGCACUUUCUCGUCGCUGAGGUGCAAGGGAAAUGCAUUAGUAAUUAUCUUAUCAUCAUUUCUAUCAAAUUAUCAAGCCAUAUUUAUUGUAUCUUUCUUUAUUUGUGAGGCGUAUCUCUACUUCAUUUUAUCAAGUCGACUAUUUAUCCAGUGUGCUUGUAACCUAUGUGCCCGAGUUGAGUUGGUUUGAGACAAUGUCAAAAGCUUAUAGCAUUGCACACCUAUCAUCGCAGUGAUCUGAGCCCAAUCAAAAUAGGAAAAUUUCCUUCGAUAAAAUCAGAUUGAGUUCCAAUUCCAAAACUUCCAUAAGCCACACAUAAAUAGCAUGCUAGCAGUCAAAUAAGCAAAAGAAGAUAUCCAACACAAAAAAAAAAAAUUGUUGUUUAUGAACACGUGCAUGACUUCCUAUAGAACUCUACCCCAGGCCCAACUAUUACACGAGGAGGAUCAGAGGAAAAAAAAAUCGCACACAAUUGCAUUACACUAAUAUGAUCUAUGAACUCAGUAAUUGCUCAACAAACC